GCAGUUCAAAUGUAGAGAACGACACAGAAGCUUUUGAGAUUUACUAUUACGUAUUAAGUUUCAGAGACAGAGAGAGAGAACAAGUGGUGGGAGAAGAAUGCAGAGAGAAAAAGAUCGAGGGAUGUCGACGAGCUACAGUCCUUCUCGAAGCCCUGGAAGUGCGAGGUUUCAGUUUGGCAUGACUUCUCUGAGGCUGAGAUCUUCGUCUUUGAAGAAACCCCCUGAGCCCCUUCGAAAAGCGGUUGCCGAUUGUUUGUCCUCCUCCUCCUCGUCUUCGACUUCUAUUCAUGUCAACCUUUCCCCUGUUGCUUGUGAGGCUGCUAGAACUCUCCGGGACUAUCUGGCAGCCCCUUCAACAACUGACCUGGCUUAUUCUGUGAUUUUAGACCAUGCACUUGCCGAGAGGGAGCGGAGCCCGGCUGUUGUUGCAAGGUGUGUGGCGCUUCUGAAGCGAUAUCUUCUUCGAUACGUACCCAGUGAGCAGACGUUAGUGCAGAUUGAUCUUUUUUGUGUAAAUUCAAUCUAUGAGUGUGAUUCUAGCACGAACCGAAGAGUAUUGCCAUGGUCAAAAUCAUUUAGCCAACAUUCUGGAGCAUCAACCACUGGGAAUGCUUUUCCUUCUUUGCCAGCAUCCAGUUUUGCAUCAGGGGCACUGGUGAAGUCAUUAAAUUUUGUUCGUUCACUUGUGGGUCGCCAUCUUCCAAGAAGGUCGUUCCAACCAGCAGUUUUUGCUGUGGCCUCCACUGCAUCAAAACAGUCACUCCCAACAUUGUCUUCUUUGCUGAGCAGAUCCUUUAAUUCCCAAUUAAAUCCUACGGUUUCGAGUAGCAGGGAAUCUCCUGAGACGAAAGAGGCUUCCAGUUUAUAUUCUUCAAACUUGUCAAAUCUUGAUACUGUUGAUGGUCGGGAAGAUAUUGACUACAUUUCUGUGGAUGCUUUUAAAUGGCGUUGGCUUGGAGAACAGCAAUUAUCAUUAGUUGUGGCAGAGAGUGAUGGCGGUACAAGUCCCCAAGAUGUUAGUUCACAUGGUUUCCUUGAAGUUGGUGCUGCAGCUCUACUUGUUGGAGACAUGGAGGCUAAAAUGAAGAACAAACCAUGGACAGGCACUAAAGAUCUGCCUGCUAUUGAUCAAGUGUUGCAGCCUUCGACAGUCACAACUGCCACUAAUGUUGCUUCAGCUCAUUCUCACUUGAGGGCAAUCACUGCAUCUAAACGCUCCAAAACCGGCCCUCACUCAAUUUGGGAGGAUACCCCAGUGAGUACUCUCCGCCCACGUCCUCGACCUCUUUUCCAAUAUCGGCACUAUAGUGAACAGCAACCUUUACGAUUGAACGCUGCUGAAGUAUGUGAGGUUAUAGCUGCAGUUUGCUCAGAGUCAUCUUCACCAAAUGCAAAUCCUAUGACAGUGUCAUCCAGAUUAAGUCAUAAUACUGGAAAACCCUCAAUGGAAGUUGCAGUCAGCGUCCUUAUAAAACUUGUUAUUGAUAUGUAUGUGUUGGAUUCUCAAACUGCUGCCCCUCUCACUCUUUCUAUGCUGGAGGAAAUGCUUAGUUCUCCAAGAUUAGCUUCUAAGGUUCGUGCAUUUGAUUUAAUUCUAAACCUUGGGGUUCAUGCUCAUUUAUUGGAGCCUUUGUUACCUGAUGAUCCACCCACAAUUGAAGAAGAGUGCUCCCAAGAAACGUAUGUUGGCAACGAAGGACAGAUUGCAACUCAAGCAAAGAAAAAUACAGAUCCAUCCAAGCAGAGCAGAGCAUCCUCUGCCAUUGAUAAUUUUGAGUCCUGGCUUUUGACUGUUCUUUAUGAGGUUCUCUUACUCCUUGUACAGAUAGAAGAAAAGGAAGAAACUGUCUGGGCAUCUGCUUUAAGUUGUUUGUUUUACUUUGUUUGCGAUAGGGGCAAAAUAUGGAGGAAAAGAUUAGAAGGUCUUGACAUAAGGGUUAUUAAGACAUUUUUGGAGAUUAGCAGGGAACAUUCUUGGGCAGUAGCAGUUCAUUGCAAGCUUAUUUGCAUGUUGACAAACAUGUUCUAUCAGGUUCCUGGUGUUUCUGUAAAAGCUGUUUCAAGCACUCCUUUAUUUCUUGUGGAACAGGUUGAUCUGGUCGGAGGAAUCGAGUUCAUUUGCCUCGAGUAUUCACGUGCAAACUUAAUGGAAGAGAAGAGCAAUCUAUUUCUGGUGCUUUUUGACUACGUUUUGUAUCAAAUAAAUGAAACAUGCUUAGCCACUGGAGGUUCUGAAUACAGCUUUGAUGAGAUUCAGCCCCUUGCUGCAAUGCUUCGUCUUGCAAAUGCACCUGAAGCUUUCUAUAUAGCUGUUAAACAUGGAGUGGGAGGUAUAGGAGAACUAUUGAGAGGAUCAAUCUCUGCAUCUUUGUCAAGAUAUCCGAAUUGUGAGCAUCUAAAUAUGAUCUUGGAGAAGAUCAUCAAGAAAUUUGAUAAUAUUAUAGGCAUCGUUACUCAUUUGGAUGAUGAAUUUUCACACAUGAUACAGAUGACAAAAUCCUACAAGAAUUUGAAAAUUAUCGAGGAUGGAAUUACAGAAACUGGUAUUGACAUGAGUGUGAGAUUCUCAUGGGCCACUUUACAUUCUCUUCUUCACUCAAAAAGAUCUGCCUAUCGCCAGAAUGGGUAUAUCUGGUUGGUCGAAUUGCUUAUUGCUGAAAUCAGUGAGUAUAGGGAUACCAGUGUAUGGUCAAGCAUCAGGAAUUUGCAGAAGCAAAUUGGACUUGCUGGUACCCAAGAUUCAAUUGGUUCAGAAAUUUCUCUACACAUUUGGGUUAUGUGUGGUCUUCUGAAAUCAAAGCACAACUUCAUCAGAUGGGGCUUCCUUUUUGUUCUAGAGAAGCUUCUCAUGCGGUGCAAAUUGUUGUUGGACGAGAAAGAACUUGAGCUUUCAAGCAGUGGUGAACUCCGUGGACAUGAUCAUGGGGAUUGUCGUUUGGAGAAAGCAAAUGCCGUUAUAGAUAUAAUGAGCAGUUCAUUGUUGCUGGUCUAUCAAAUAAAUGAAACUGAUCAUAUCAACAUCUUGAAGAUGUGUGACAUGCUAUUUUCUCAAUUAUGCCUUCGACUUAUCCCUGCGAAUGCAAUGCACAUUGACAACCUCAAAGAGCUUGGUAAAGUCUUUGGGUGCACAGAUGGGAAUGGAAAGCAGUAUGGAGAUCCUCAUGCCUUUCACCAAGGAAUCAACUAUUGCAGAGAUGAAUUUCUGGAAGAAAUCAAUGGCAAAAGUGGUGCCAAUGCUAAUCCUUCUCUAAUUUGUGAUUCAGCAUCUAUGGCAGCACUGCUUCUGAGGGGACAGGCCCUUGUUCCUAUGCAACUUGUAGCACGUAUUCCCACUGCCUUGUUCUACUGGCCAUUGAUUCAACUUGCUGGUGCAGCAACUGAUGAUAUUGCACUUGGUGUUGCUGUUGGUAGCAAAGGAAGGGGAAACGUACCCGGUGCUACAUCAGAUAUCCGGGCUGCCCUUCUUUUGCUUUUGAUUGGGAAAUGCACUGCAGAUCCUGCUGCUUUUCUAGAAGUUGGAGGAGAAGAGUUCUUUAGGGAACUUUUAGACGAUACAGACUCAAGGGUGGCAUAUUACUCUUCGGCUUUUCUUUUAAAGAGAAUGAUGACAGAAGAACCCGAAAAGUACCAGCGGGUGCUUCAAAGUCUUAUUUUUAGAGCCCAACAGAACAACAAUGAAAAGCUGUUGGAAAAUCCGUACCUCCAGAUGCGUGGCAUACUAAAGCUGUCUGAUCUUGGGACUGGGAUAUAGAUCUGACAUACUGGGCUGGGUGUUGAAGAUCGGGUUUGCUUGAGUUGGGAGGGGAACUGCUGAAACUGCAAUGCCGAGUGGCUUCAUCCUAGUUAUGUUUGAUGCCCUACUAUGUUUUAUGUCAUUGAAGAUCCGGCUGGAAAAGUAAAACCUAUAGCGAAGAUGUGGUAAAUUUUCUAACCGUGUAUGAAAUGGUUUGGAAUAAACAAUUCAAUCAGAAAUUGGUAUCAACUGAGAGUGAAGGGUUAGCAGUGGACUAGUUGGUGCAUGU
Telopea speciosissima is the source of this 4022-nucleotide messenger RNA. RefSeq lists its product as uncharacterized. The transcript is spliced from 17 exons. The record is from RefSeq and is a predicted model, not a curated record. NCBI's taxonomy places the organism in Eukaryota, Viridiplantae, Streptophyta, Magnoliopsida, Proteales, Proteaceae. The coding region runs from base 98 to 3751 and encodes 1217 amino acids.